Messenger RNA from Colletotrichum higginsianum IMI 349063, 2265 nucleotides. RefSeq names its product Transient receptor potential ion channel. Gene Ontology annotation, biological process: fungal-type cell wall biogenesis; transmembrane transport. The transcript is spliced from 2 exons. Bases 1 to 2265 code for a protein of 754 amino acids. NCBI's taxonomy places the organism in Eukaryota, Fungi, Ascomycota, Sordariomycetes, Glomerellales, Glomerellaceae. The record is from RefSeq and is a predicted model, not a curated record.
AUGAAACUCACCGCAGUCGUUCCCUACCUCGUCUACGUCUUCUCUCUCGCCGCCUUCUUCCCCUCGGCCGCGUCGGCCGAAAAGAUCCUCCAGUCGCUCUCGCUCAACAACUGCCAGAAGGAGUCGGACUUCUCGGCCAGCCUCUUCAACGUCGUCGUCUCGGCCAACAAUGGCUCCGUCACGGCCAACGUCGCCGCCGUCGUGUCGGUCGAGGGCAAGGCCGUCUUCGACGUGGCGCUGCGCAUCUACGGCUUCGAGUACAUGCGGCAGGUCAUCGACCCGUGCACCGCCAACCUGCAGGGCCUCUGCCCGAUGAAGCCCGGCAAGAUCGACAUGGAGUUCUCCUUCGACAUCGGCGACAAGCUCGACGCCGUGCCGGGCAUCGCCUACACCAUCCCGGACCUCGACGCCACCAUCCGCGCCCUCGUCAACCUCACCGACACGGACGAGACCGUCGCCUGCGUCGAGGCCGACUUCUCCAACGGCAAGACCGUCGACCUCGUCGGCGUCAAGUGGGCCACCGCCGUCAUCGCCGGCCUCGGCCUCGGGUCCGCCGGCAUCAUCUCCGCCAUGGGCCACUCCGACGCCGCCGCCCACCUCGCCGCCAACGCCCUCUCGCUGUUCGGCUACUUCCAGGCCCAGGCCCUCGUCGGCCUCAGCGGCGUCGACAUGCCGCCCAUCGUCCAGGCCUGGACCCAGAACUUCCAGUGGUCCAUGGGCAUCGUGCACCUCGGCUGGAUGCAGGACCUGUGCACCUGGUACCAGCGCGCCACCGGCGGCGAGGCCGCCCGCCUGCUGGACUCGGUCCGGAGCGUCUCGGUCCAGGUGUCGAAGCGCUCCGUCGCCGGCCCCGUCCGCCGCGGCCUGCGCGCCCUGGCCCGCCGCGCCAACAUCAAGCUCGAGAACGGGUCCUACGUCGUCUACGGCAUCCAGCGCGUCGCCUUCCGCGCCAAGAUCGAGACGACAAACCUGUUCCUGACGGGCCUCAUCGUCUACUGCGCCUUCGUGCUCUUCACCGUGCUCGGCGUCGCCGCCUUCCGCUACGGCACCUCCAUGGCGGCCAAGAACAACUGGACCCGGCGCGACCGCUUCCUCGAGUUCCGGCGCGACUGGAAGACGACGCUCAAGGGCAUCCUGUUCCGGCUGUGCCUCAUCGGGUUCCCGCAGAUGGCCGUGCUGUGCCUCUGGGAGUUCGUGCAGGCCGACUCCCCGGCGCUCGUCGUGCUGGCCGUCGUCUUCUUCUUCGGCACGCUCUUCACCCUCAUCUGGGCCUCGUUCAAGGUCAUCCGCAUCGCCAAGCAGUCCAUCCUGACGCACCAGAACCCGGCCCACGUGCUCUUCUCGAACCCGGCCAUCAUCAACAAGUGGGGGUUCCUGUACGUGCAGUACCGCGCCUCGGCCUACUACUUCAUCGUGCCCUUCAUCGGCUACGUCUUCGCCAAGGCCGCCGUCGUCGCCUUCGGCCAGGGCGUCGGCGUCGGCCAGGCCAUCGCCCUCAUCAUCCUCGAGGCCGCCGCCCUCAUCGCCGUCAGCGUGCUCCGCCCCUUCAUGGACAAGCCGACCAACUCGUUCAACAUCUCCAUCUUCGCCGUCAACUUUGUCAACUCGGUCUUCCUGCUCAUCUUCACAAACGUCUUUGGCGCCCCCGGCAUCGUCGUCGGCGCCGUCGGCGUCGUGCUCUUCGUCGUCAACGCCGUCUUCGCCCUCGUGCUGCUGCUCAUGGUCCUCAUCUCGAGCGUCCUCGUCUUCUGGCGCGUCAAGGGCAAGCCGCCGCAGCAGCCGUCGCAGCUGGUCGACCCGGCCGUCACGGGCAAGGGCGACCGCACCGAGAACAAGGGCCUCCUGGACCUCGACGAGGACGAGGCGGGCGGCGGCGGCGGCGGCGUCGGCCGGAGGGAUUCGCUGCGCUUCGCCGAGAAGGCCAUGGAGGGCGGCAUGAGCCAGCACAGCCUCGGCAACAGCAACAACAACAGCAGCACCGCCCUGUACCGCCCGCCGACCGUCACCGUCGCCGGCGGUGGCGGUGAUAACCACGAGCUCUCGGUGCUUCCGUCGCCCGGCGCCCGGUCCGCUGUGAGUCCGUCGGUGCCCAUGUUCCCCGUGGACACCUCGAUGCGGCCGCGCACGCCGGUGACGCCGCGGUCCCCGCACGGAGACGAGUACCCGCCGAGUCCGUUUGCGAACCAGAUGGGUCAGAAUAUGCACGAGUUCCGGCAGCAGAACAAUAACAGUCCAUGGCAGCGCGGCGCCGGUUACGAUCACUGA